CGCCGAUGGGGGUGGCAGUAGCAAACCCAAGAGGCCCAAGGAGAAGCGGGACAAGGAGAAGAGGAAGCACGGGGCCCUGGCGGCCGGAGGCGGCUUAAGCGCGGCCGGGCGGGAGGAGAACGGCGAGGUGACGCUGCUGUUGCAGAAAGAUCAAAUGAAAGACAAAAUUAAAGAAAGAGAUAGAGAGAAGCAGAAAGAAAAGAAGAAAUAUAAAAUAAUGAAUGAGAUCAAGAAAGAGAAUGGAGAGGUCAAAUUAUUGCAGAAAGGUGGGAAGGAAAAGCCAAAAACUAAUGCAGAAGAAUUACAAAUUAAAAAGGUAAAGAAGAAAAAGAAAAAGAAACAUAAAGAAUGUGAGAAAAGGAAGCGUCCAAAAAUGUACAGCAAAUCUAUUCAGACCAUCUGCUCAGGAUUGGUUUCUGAUGUUGAGGAUCAAGAAGCCAAAGGCAUAAUUGAUGAUCAUUUUAAGGAUUUCAGUGGGAAGAAUAUGGAUUCUAAGAAGGACUGUGGGUCCAAGAUAUCAGAGAACAGCGAGUUUCCAUUUCUCUCGUUAAAGGAACCACGGGUUCAGAAUAAACUCAAAAGGUUGGACACGUUGGAGUUCAAACAGCUCAUUCACAUUGAGCACCAGCCGAAUGGAGGUGCAUCAGUUAUCCAUGCCUACAGUAAUGAACUCUCUCACUUGUCUCCUGUGGAGAUGGAGAGAUUUGCGGAAGAGUUUGUGGGUCUGGUUUUUAGUGAAAAUGAAAACUCUGCAGCUUAUUAUGUAAUGGGUAUUGUUCAUGGGGCAGCUACUUAUUUACCUGACUUUUUAGACUACUUUUCAUUUAAUUUUCCCAAUUCACCAGUGAAAAUGGAGAUUUUGGGAAAGAAAGAUAUAGAGACAACGACUAUGUCAAAUUUCCAUGCUCAGGUAAAAAGAACAUACUCCCAUGGUACAUAUAGAGCUGGCCCAAUGAGACAGAUCAGCUUGGUUGGAGCAGUGGAUGAGGAAGUGGGGGAUUACUUUCCAGAGUUCCUUGAUAUGUUGGAAGAUUCACCUUUCUUAAAAUGUACAUUGCCAUGGGGGACGCUUUCUAGUCUAAAAUUAGAAAGUCGUAAAGAUAGUGAUGAUGGUCCCAUCAUGUGGGUACGUCCAGGAGAACAGAUGAUCCCUGUGGCUGACAUGCCAAAGUCACCUUUCAAAAGGAAAAGAACUACCAAUGAAAUAAAAAACCUACAAUACCUACCUCGAACUAGUGAGCCCCGUGAAAUGCUAUUUGAAGACAGGACACGAGCCCAUGCAGAUCACAUAGGACAAGGUUUUGAACGACAGACCACAGCUGCUGUAGGAGUGUUAAAGGCUGUGCACUGUGGAGAUUGGCCUGAGCAACCUCGUAUAACCAAAGAUGUAAUUUGUUUUCAUGCUGAAGAUUUCUUAGAGGUAGUUCAGCGGAUGCAGUUAGAUUUGCAUGAGCCUCCACUCUCACAGUGUGUCCAGUGGGUUGAUGAUGCAAAACUUAACCAACUGCGAAGGGAAGGCAUUCGAUAUGCUAGGAUUCAAUUAUAUGAUAAUGACAUUUAUUUUAUUCCAAGGAAUGUUGUGCACCAGUUCAAGACGGUUUCAGCUGUAUGCAGUUUGGCUUGGCACGUCCGGCUCAAGCUAUAUCACUCAGAGGGAGAAGUUUCACAAAAUGCAAGCACCUAUGAAGCAGGCAUAUCUGCAGACCCCAUGUCUUCGGUUAUUGGACUUCAGACUGACAAAAUAAUUUGUACAAUAAGCAAAAAUACCUCCGAAGACACCACAUUUUCAGAUACUCUGCAAACUAAGUAUGUAAAACAGGAAUUCACACAGAUAAAACAUGAACUUACUGCCUCUCGCAGAAUUAAAGAGGAAUCCAUGAAUGUUGAUCUUCCUGAGAAAACAAUGGCACCUAAUGAUACGGAGCGUCAGAAUGUUAAAGGAAAAUUGGAUAAUGUUGAAUUGACAGCUUUUAAAUAUGAAGUGGACUCUAAAUUUGAACCUGGCAAUGACUUACAGAAUAAGUUGUGCUCUGGAAGUCACAUAAGUCUAUAUGAUACAAGACAACAGGGUUCAACAUAUCCAAAUCAGCAUGGACAAAGAGAAGAUGACUUUUUGUGCUAAUUUUGUACAUAUCGUUUUAAAUUCCUUUUUAAACUGAAUGACGUAAUAAUGUAAAGAUUCAUAAAUUCUGUGAGGCAAGCUUGUGAUUUGCUCUCACAACUGUUACAGAAAAUAGUUUAUGUAGCUUUGUAACAUUCCUCAGUGCCUGUCCAUAACUGUGAAGUAUCAAAGCACUUAGGGCCAGAUGCACUGUAAACACUGCAGGUUUAACAUAAAGAAGUCUUUAAAUAAUUUGAGUUGUAGGUUUUAGAGUAGAGCUGACAUUUAACAUAUAUAUUUUUUGUAAGAUGAGCCAGAAUUCUUUUUGACAAUUCCAGGCUUUUCCAUAGAGCUUAUUUAUACCAAUUUUUUUCAUUUUAAAUGUGUCAGCACUGUAGUGUAAAUAGCUUUUUUAAAAAAAUCUUUUUAGUGUGAUUUAUACUGAAAUAUGAGCCGCUUAAUAAAGGUUCAGAA
Molecule: messenger RNA, 2575 nt
Organism: Pelodiscus sinensis (Chinese soft-shelled turtle)
Lineage: Eukaryota; Metazoa; Chordata; Testudines; Trionychidae
Gene: RSBN1L
Product: round spermatid basic protein 1 like
Cellular component (GO): nucleus
Source: RefSeq, a predicted model, not a curated record